Messenger RNA from Mesorhabditis spiculigera, 1221 nucleotides. NCBI's taxonomy places the organism in Eukaryota, Metazoa, Nematoda, Chromadorea, Rhabditida, Rhabditidae. The record is from the annotation of a GenBank genome assembly.
AUGUGCCAUUCAUUUAUCGCAGAAACUGUAACCGAGAAUCGAAAUAAAGACGGCGGAAACAUUAGCAAACAUGCUGGAUACUACGCAGCAUGCAUGGUCUACGCAUCUUCGUUAAUUUCUAAUGUUGUGGCCCCACCUAUCGUCCAUGUGAUAGAAUGGUAUUUGUAUGGUGGAGCAAUAGCUGAUGGUUUGGUGGCAGGACUCAUGUGGACGGCCGUCGGUCAAUACAUGGCGAUGAAUUCCGAUGAAAAGACGGUUGGCAGAAAUAGUAGCAUGAUGUACAUGAUAAUUAUGUCGGGAACCCUCUGGGGAGGCGGGUUCCUCCUCGCAAUGUUUGGAGGGAAAGAUGAUCGAGAAAUUACAGAAUCUACACAGUACGUCCUCUACGGUGUUUUUACUGGGGUUUCACUACUUGGAGCCAUUAUUCUCUUAGUGCUACCAAAUCCCCCGACAAAUCCAAGCGAUGAGAAGAAGCUUGAAGCCGAUGGGGAAAAAAAUCACUGGGGAGAGGUGGCGGAAGAGUUGUAUAAAUCCGCUCGUCUCGUCAUUACAUUUGAUUUUCUACUUAUUGCUAUUCCAUCGGCGUUUACUGGCAUUGAGCUAUCGUUUUGGUCCGGCGUCUACCCUACCUCCCUCUCGUUUACGAAGCAAUUCCAUAGUCAAAUCAACACAAAUGUACUGAUUGCGUUAAAUUGUAUAGCCGUAGGAUGUGGUGAAUUACUGGGUGGUCUUAUUUUCGGUGUUUUUGGCCGAAAGGGUGCUAAAAUCGGCAGAUCUCCUUUUAUGUGGUUUGGGACUAUUUUAAGUAUAAUUGCUUAUAUUCUCGUAUGGCUAAAUAUACCUGGUCCGGCUUCAAUUGAUAAGACCUAUGAGGUCUCUACGUUCCAUCCAAAUGUGCCAAUUGCGCUAAUUUGCGGGUUCAUCAUGGGCUUUUUUGAUAACUGCAUUAAUUCGAUGAUAUAUGCGUAUAUUGCCGUGCAAUAUGAAGGACAGACCAAGCAGGCCUAUGCGCUUUCGAAGUUUUUCCACUCCCUGCUCGGCGCCGUGUGCCUUUUCUACGGCGGCAAAUUCACGAUCCAAACCCAACUAUCGAUAUUGUUAGUUGGGACCGUCGUCUCCGUCAUUUCAUUCCAAUACGGCGAGCUCCGAUUCAAACGGAAAAGGCGGUUAGCGGCAGCCACAAUUUCUUCAGACAACACGGGUGAAGAAUGGGACAAGUUU